CUAUAAAAUUAGAGCGGAACUAGAGUUCAGGGAUUGGUUUUCCGCUUGGACAUUAUUUCCUGAAGCUCUGCUUCUAUGCCUUUUGUGUUUCAGCCAAAUUGUUUCCCCGGAUUGACCGGCUUGUAGAUCCUAAGUGUCAAGGCUGAGGCAAUGGGCGAUCAGACAAUUCUCAAGACUUUGCUCUACACCGUCAAUUCUCUCUUGCAGCAGCGGAGAUAUCACACCAUGCUGGCGGUGCUCAAGGGCUUCCGCAACGGAGCGGUUUAUGGAGCCAAAAUCCGUGCCCCUCAUGCUUUGGUAAUGACAUUUCUCUUCAAAAGUGGAAGCCUAAAGGAAAAAUUGAAAACAAUUCUUCAAGCUACCUAUACGCAUUCUAGAUGUCUGUCCUAUUUUGUAUUCAUUUAUAAGGGUUUGAUGGCCAUGCAAUCACAAAUGCAAGGAAAGAAGGUUCCACUUCAUUCUUUCAUUGCAGCCUUCAUUGGGGGCUGGUUAGUGUUUGGGGAAAGUAAUAAUAUUAACAGCCAGAUAAAUAUGUAUCUAUUAUCUCGUAUCCUGUUUGGCUUGUCUCGAUUGGCAGUAGAGAAGGGUUAUAUCCCACAGCCCAAACAAGAUACCUUCCCAAUUUUUGCUGCUAUGGUUUGGGGGAUCAUUCUUUGGCUUUUUGAGUAUCACCGGCACACUCUACAACCAUCACUACAAUCAUCCAUGACCUACCUAUAUGAUGACAGUAAUGUUUGGCAUGAUAUUUCUGACUUCCUGGUAUAUAAUAAAAGAUCUACUACCAAAUAAACCUGACAACUAUUUGGAUAAAAAUACAUUCCAAUGGCAGUUAAAAUUAUGUAUAUCUGAACAUCCUUUGCAAUACUGAACAUUUAUAUUAACAUUGGAUAUGAAUGUCUGCUUGAAGUCUGUCCACAAUGUUUAGUAUAGAUUGCUGAUUUCUUCUGAUUAGAGCUUGAAACGAGUAUUUUAUAAGCAAAAUAUUUUGUUCCUUUUUCUUCAAGAUACCUAGUUUCCCCUUUUAUGCUAUUAGCUGAAGAAAAUAUCCCUUCAUUGUUUUAAAAUCAAGAAAUAUGAAUUAAAUGUUAAAAUAUAAGGAUCAGAUGACACAAGUAUCACAAGUAUUUUUUGCAUCUAGGUGCAACUAUGUUAUCUACAACUUCUUCAGCAACAAAAGAAAUAACCAAAUUUUCUGCAUGAUGGAUAUCAUUUUAUAAUGAUCUUGGUCUGUAGUUAUGGUACUUGGAAGUGUUAUUGCUUAUGUUUUUUUUAUCCAUGCCUCUUUUAUCAGAGCAGAUAACAUAUCAAACCAAUUUUAAGGAUGUUUUUUUUAAUGGACUUUUUAAAUCCAGUUGCAUAAAUAUAAAACAAAAACUGGGAGUUUUAAGUACACUAUCCUACAAAAUGCUUAAAAUUUAGUAACGUUAACAAAUAGAGGAAAAUUAGGUUUUAUUUCUUGGGUUUCUAAAAUGAAAGAAGAGAGUAAAUAGUAUGGUGAACAAAGGAAGGGUGUCAAAUAAGUUAUUCUUGUUGUGAAAUCCUGUAAUAUGAUGGGGGGUGAGGCAAGAGUGUGAAUACUAAAAAACUUUUCCUUGAUUGAAGCUUUACUAGAUGGAAAAUGAUGCAAUCAUACAUAGCUAAAACUAUUAUUGCAGUUAUCAUACUCUGAUUAUACAGUCAACAGGUACAAUUCUAUUUAGCAAUCCACCAGAAGUGCCAAAUGGAGCAUUAGAUUUUAUCUCAUUCUUUUAUUAAUGAAUACAGAUGUGUAUUGUAUUUUUUGAAAUUUAUUUAUUAUUAAACAUAUAUGGUCACCUGACUCGCACACAGUGACUCUGGGCAGUGUAUAACUUUAAAAAUCCACAAUUUUUUUAUUUAAAGAAAACCACCCUAGUGCAGCAACAACAGAAUCAGACAAGCCAUUUGAUUGGCUCAGAAUGGGGUCCCCAAGCCGUCUGUCAAAACCAUAUCUUCAAGACCUCGUGGAAAAGCAUCAGGGUAGAGGCCAAUCUUAUCCCUGGAGGAAUGAUGUUCCAAAAUUUAUUAUCCAAUCAUGUGAACUGACUAAAGCUAGUCUUUCUGGGUCUUUUCCGGGCUUGUACAGAUACACAGAAAAGCAAUGUGGAUUUCUUAUUUUAAAAGAACAAAAAAUUGGACUUCUAGAUGAAAUGGAAGAUCUUGCAAAAUUCAUUUGCAUAGCGAGCAUAGAUCUUCCUAAAAUGUUAACUUAUUUUCAUAAUUUCAUUUCUCUGUAUCAUUAUGAAUACUACACUCGGUGACCUCAUGCACUGCACGCACACACACACACACAUACUACUGCU
Pseudonaja textilis is the source of this 2321-nucleotide messenger RNA. It is a transcript of the gene PXMP4, whose product is annotated as peroxisomal membrane protein 4. The record is from RefSeq and is a predicted model, not a curated record. NCBI's taxonomy places the organism in Eukaryota, Metazoa, Chordata, Lepidosauria, Squamata, Elapidae. Gene Ontology annotation, cellular component: peroxisomal membrane.